UUAGUGUGGCCUGGACCCUGCGUGCCUUGCGCGCUGCGCCCUCUUUGCGUCUGCGUAGUUCGCUCAUCUCCCUUUCUGCCUCCGCUGCCGCCAUGGCUCCCGUGAAAAAGCUUGUGGCGAAGGGGGGCAAAAAAAAGAAGCAGGUUCUGAAGUUCACUCUUGAUUGUACCCACCCUGUAGAAGAUGGAAUCAUGGAUGCUGCCAAUUUUGAGCAGUUUUUGCAAGAAAGGAUCAAAGUGAACGGAAAAGCCGGGAACCUUGGUGGAGGGGUGGUGACCAUCGAAAGGAGCAAGAGCAAGAUCACUGUGACGUCUGAGGUGCCCUUCUCCAAAAGGUAUUUGAAAUAUCUCACCAAAAAAUAUUUGAAGAAGAAUAAUCUACGUGAUUGGUUGCGCGUAGUUGCUAACAGCAAAGAGAGUUACGAAUUACGUUACUUCCAGAUUAACCAGGACGAAGAAGAGGAGGAAGACGAAGAUUAAAUUUCAUUUAUCUGGAAUAUUUUGUAUGUGUUCUUGAAUAAAACUUGGGAACCAAAAUGGUGGUUUAUCCUUGUAUCUCUGCAGCGUGGAUUGAACAGAAAAUGGAAAUCAUAGUCAAAGGGCUUCCCUUGGUUCCCCACUCACUUAUUUGUAACUUCUUUUUUUUCUGCUUGAAAAUUUCAAUUCUCAAGGUAAUACCAGAGUAGGAGGGGGUGACUUGACGGAACUGACAGCCUUGGGGUGGCAGAUGAGGGUGUGGAGGUGUGGGCUGAAGGGAGUGGCUGUUAUUUUAAAAGUGUGACAAUUGUAUCUGUUGCUGUUCGCAAACAAUGAUUCAGGAUACGAGUGGGCUCCUCUCAUUCAUUAACAGAAAAUGUGGCAUCUUUCUAAGAUUCUCUGUGGGAAAAAGUGUCAAUAAAAUACGGGUUUUUCGGUCAUUCGUCUUUAAUUUUUUGAUUACAAAUUUCUCUUGACGCACACAAUUAUGUCUGCUAAUCCUCUUCUUCCUAGAGAGAGAAGCUGCACUCCUUCAGCAUUGGUGUGUAGUCCGUCACUGUCCGUAAAGGCGUUUGCGGGAUCAACUGUAAAAGUCCCAGGUUCUAAAUUAACUAAAUGUGUACAAAAAUGAAUGUGUAAGUAAUGUUUCUACAAGUCUUUGCAACAAACUGUCCCUUUGGUCUCCAGCAGAGGGAGCUGUAGGAAUAGUGCUUCCAGAUGUGGCCUCCUGUGUGGGGCCCAGCCAUCGGGGGCCCCCGAUGCCAAGAGCUCUGGAAGCUCUGGUGAAGGGGGCCACAGAGGCGAAGUGACUGGGAAGCUUCCCAUGCUAAGGAGAUGGGAGGUGCCCAGGAAGUAGCUGCUCCAUGCCACUUAGGCCAUGACUAGAUGUAAUAUCAGAAGUCAUUCUACAAACUGGUGUGACACAGUGCACAGGUUAGAGAAUUAAGAAGGGCUACCAAAGCUGGGAAAAGAGUUGCAAUUGUUGCCGUGAGUGACUUUGAAAGAAGUUCAGACAGUAAUGAAGUGUCUGUUUUAGAAUUUACGGUGUAUGAAAUUCAUGUUUCUAAAAGAGCUUGCCUACAGAUGGUUUCCAUACCUGAACUUGUGCUCUGAGUUGCAUAGCUGGAAAUUCAAUGUUUGAUCCUACCUUGGCUCCAAUUUAACAUUUGGUGCUCUGUGGAUUAGUUGAACAUGUUGAGGCUUUGCAAUUUCACUUGUGUUAAAGGCUCUAGCAUUUUCCAUUUCUAUGCAAAUUUCUUUGAAGCAGAAUUGCUUGUGUAUUUCUCUGCCUUCACAGAAGGCAGAGUUUCUUUCAAACUUCACUGAGGCAUCAGUUGCUUUUUGGCGAUGCCCUUACCGUGAUUAUUAACUGUGACUUUGUGGCUUGAGUUUGCAAAUUUUACUUGUUUGUUGCAUUGAUGUUCCCAUGUAGAAAGUAAUUUUUAGUUUGGUUGUGAAAAAACCCUGGGCUGAAGUUACCAUUUAAGUUGAAAGAAGAAAACUAGUCCCAGAUCUGAAAACUUGUAAUAAAAUUGAAACUCACUGGUUUUUCUAUGUCUUUCUGAUCUCUUGUAAUGGAGUUUUGAUCACGUUUUCUAUUAAAGUGGCUAACACGUGGCUACUA
Callithrix jacchus (white-tufted-ear marmoset) is the source of this 2100-nucleotide messenger RNA. RefSeq names its product ribosomal protein L22 (gene RPL22). Gene Ontology annotation, molecular function: structural constituent of ribosome; RNA binding. NCBI's taxonomy places the organism in Eukaryota, Metazoa, Chordata, Mammalia, Primates, Cebidae. Gene Ontology annotation, cellular component: ribosome. The record is from RefSeq and is a predicted model, not a curated record. Gene Ontology annotation, biological process: cytoplasmic translation.